AUAAAUGCAGUAGUUCUUCGAAGUGAAAUAGGUUGGUUCGAGGAACCAAAAAACAGUGUUGGCUUCCUGACCUCACGUGUUGUCAGUGACACCUCCAUGGUAAAAACGAUUAUAUCUGAUCGAAUGGCUGUCAUGGUUCAAUGCAUCUCUUCAAUUAUUAUAGCAACAGCGUUAAGCACAGCAGUGAACUGGAGGAUGGGUCUAGUUGCAUGGGCUAUGAUGCCAUGUCACUUCAUCGCUGGCCUUGUACAGGUCAGGUCAGCAAAAGGUUUUGCCACUGACAACUCUAAGUCUCACCGGAAGCUCAUCUCACUCACUUCAGAGGCUGUUAGCAACAUCCGCACUGUGGCCUCUUUUGUUCAGGAAGAAGAAAUACUCAGGAAAGCAGAUUUGGCAUUGCAAGAACCGAUGCGGAUAAGCAGGAUUGAGAGUAUCAAGUAUGGUGUGGUACAGGGGAUUUCCCUCUGCUUGUGGCAUAUGACACAUGCUAUUGCAUUGAGUUAUACCAUUGUGCUACUUGACAGGAAACUAGCAACAUUUGAAAACUGUGUACGAUCAUACCAAGCAUUUGCAAUGACAAUACCUUCCAUCACAGAGCUAUGGUCCUUGAUCCCUAUGGUCAUGUCCGCCAUUGCGAUAUUGGAUCCUGCACUAGACAUUCUUGACAGAGAAACACAGAUUGUGCCGGAUGAACCAAAAUUGAACUGUGAGGACAGAAUUGUAGGUAAUGUUGAGUUCGAAGAUGUUAGUUUCAGCUAUCCCUCGAGACCAGAAGUGAUCAUACUAGAUGGAUUCAGUCUAGCUAUCGAAUCAGGCCAAAGGGUCGCAUUGGUUGGGCCAAGUGGUUCGGGAAAAUCCACAGUGUUGGCUCUGCUGCUAAGAUUCUACAAUCCUUGCAGCGGCCGGGUACUUAUAGACGGUAAGGACAUCAGAGGCUACAACCUCAAGAGCCUGAGAAAGCAGAUAGGACUGGUGCAGCAAGAGCCAAUCUUGUUCAACCUGUCUAUAAGACAGAAUAUCAGCUAUGGAAAUGAAGGCGCAUCAGAAACAGAAAUAGUGGAGGCCGCAAUGGAGGCAAACAUCCAUGACUUCAUAAGCAGCCUGUCAAAAGGGUAUGAUACUGUGGUCGGGGACAAAGGAAGCCAACUUUCCGGAGGUCAAAAGCAGAGGAUAGCUGUGGCAAGAACUAUACUGAAGAAGCCCGUCAUACUGCUACUAGAUGAGGCGACAAGUGCUCUAGAUGGUGAAUCUGAGAGGGUGGUAAUGAACACCCUCAGUGCAAAAGGGUGGAAAAACAAGGGUGAGCUCUCAAGCAAGAUCACAAGUAUCACGAUUGCCCACAGGCUGUCCACAGUCACAAACGCAGAUGUAAUUGUCGUGAUGGACAAAGGUGAGGUGGUAGAGACGGGUAGCCACGCAACAUUAGUCUCAGCAAGCAAUGGUGUUUACUCGAGACUGUACAAUAUGCAAAUCAAAGCAGGGAAAAACUGAUCUCAUGAUCAGUCCUUUUGCUGGUACCAUCAUUUUUCAAGCAUUUGAUGCCAGAUGGGGGGAAAAUGUAAAGACAGAGUUUGACAGUUUUUGUGCCUACUGAAUAAGUUGGUUAUUCCAAAUAGGGCAAAUGCUAUAAUAUAUGGAAAGUUGUUAGCUAUAAAUCACUGUACUAAUGUUUAUAUAACUGCGUUUUCACAAACCAGAUCUAAG
This is a messenger RNA of Triticum urartu, 1704 nucleotides long. RefSeq names its product ABC transporter B family member 14-like. Gene Ontology annotation, biological process: oligopeptide export from mitochondrion. Gene Ontology annotation, cellular component: mitochondrial inner membrane. The record is from RefSeq and is a predicted model, not a curated record. Lineage: Eukaryota; Viridiplantae; Streptophyta; Magnoliopsida; Poales; Poaceae. Gene Ontology annotation, molecular function: ATP hydrolysis activity; ATP binding; ABC-type oligopeptide transporter activity.